AAGGGAAUGGAAGGAAAUCUGAUAAAAAGAGAAACGUUGACGACAAAAGCGAAAGCACUGGAGCCAAGCGAGAAAGACCAAGCCCCAACUUGGGGAACUCGUUCGCAACUGAAACUCCAACGACCUCAUUCAACACUCAUCGUUCUCUCCGAUUCCCAUUCCUACACUAUUUAACCAAUCCCUCACAAACUCACGCUUCCCUCACCACACGCCAUGAAUCCCUACAUUUUCGGAGCCAUACUCCCUCUCCUCGUCACGCUCCUCGUCCGCAACGCCUCCCGGGGGCCCAAACGCCGAGGCCUUCCGGUCGACGUCGCCGGAGACCCCGGCCUCGCCCUCCGCAACCACCGCUUCGAGUCGCCGGUGCGGAGCGCGUGGGAGGGAGUCGCCACGCUCGCCGAGCUCUUCGAGGCGGCCUGCAAGGCGCACGCGGCCAGGCUCCUGCUCGGGACGCGCGCCCUGGUGGCUCGCGAGGUGGACGCCAGGUCCUUCGAGAAGCUUCACCUGGGAGAGUACCGCUGGCUGUCGUACGCCGCAGUCUUCGACGUCGUUUCGGCCUUCGCCUCUGGCUUGGCCUACAUCGGCCAUCUCAGGGAGGAGCGCGUCGCGAUCUUCGCCGACACGCGCCAGGAGUGGUUCAUGGCGUUACAGGGUUGUUUCAGGCGAAAUGUGACAGUUGUGACUAUAUAUGCAUCAUUGGGAGAGGAAGCUUUAUGUUACUCAUUGAAUGAGACAGAGGUUACAACAGUGAUAUGUGGGCAAAAAGAAUUGAGAACACUUCUAAACAUUAGUGGACAACUAGACUCAGUGAAACGUGUGAUAUGCUUGGAUGAUGAUAUCCCAUCUAAUGCCUCAGCUAUUGCAUUUGACUGGAUAAUCACUUCCUUUGCCGAGGUUGAGAGACUUGGUAGAGAAAAUCCUGUUGAUGCUGAUUUACCUCUUUCAGCAGAUGUUGCAGUUAUAAUGUAUACAAGUGGAAGUACAGGAUUACCUAAGGGUGUGAUGAUGACACAUGGCAAUGUCUUAGCUACACUCUCUGCUGUGAUGACAAUUGUUCCUGACAUUGGGACAAAGGACGUAUAUCUUGCAUACUUACCAAUGGCUCAUAUCUUAGAAUUAGCAGCUGAAAAUUUGAUGGCAGCUGUUGGGGUUCCCAUAGGGUAUGGUUCUCCUUUGACCCUUACUGAUACAUCAAACAAGAUAAAAAGGGGAACAAAAGGGGAUGCCACUGCACUGAGGCCAACUUUAAUGGCAGCUGUACCAGCAAUUCUUGAUCGUGUUCGAGAUGGAGUGUUCAAGAAGGUAAAUGCAGCAGGAGGAUUGCCAAAGAAGUUGUUUCAUUUAGCCUAUGCACGGAGGCUUCAAGCAAUCAAUGGCAGUUGGUUUGGAGCUUGGGGCUUGGAAAAGGCUCUUUGGAAUUUUCUUGUGUUCAGAAAGGUCCGGGCAAUUCUGGGCGGCCGGAUCCGUUUUAUACUGUGCGGUGGUGCUCCCCUUUCUGGUGAUACCCAGAAGUUCAUCAAUAUUUGUCUUGGUGCUCCAAUCGGUCAAGGAUAUGGUCUUACAGAGACUUGUGCUGGUGGGACCUUCUCUGAUGUUGAUGAUACAUCCGUUGGCCGUGUCGGACCACCUCUUCCAUGCUCAUAUAUUAAGCUAAUCGACUGGCCUGAAGGUGGAUAUUUAACAAAUGACUCACCAAUGCCCCGUGGUGAAAUUGUAAUUGGUGGUCCAAAUGUCACUCUUGGGUAUUUCAAAAAUGAAGAAAAAACAAAAGAAUUAUACAAGGUUGAUGAAAGAGGAAUGAGGUGGUUUUACACUGGUGAUGUUGGGAGAUUUCAUCCGGAUGGAUGCCUUGAAAUCAUUGAUCGUAAAAAGGACAUUGUUAAACUGCAGCAUGGAGAAUAUGUCUCAUUGGGAAAGGUUGAGGCAGCUCUUAUUGUUAGCCCCUUUGUGGACAAUAUUAUGGUCCAUGCUGAUCCUUUCCAUAGUUACUGUGUGGCACUUGUGGUGGGUUCUCAGUCCACAUUGGAAGAAUGGGCUUCAGAACAAGGAAUUUCUGAUGUCAGUUUUUCAGAAUUGUGUGAGAAAGAAGAAACUGUGAAGGAGGUACAUGCAUCACUUGUAAAGGAAGGAAAGGAAGCUCGUUUGGAGAAAUUUGAGAUUCCUGCGAAAAUUAAAUUGCUUUCUGACCCAUGGACUCCUGAGACUGGUUUAGUCACUGCUGCUCUCAAACUCAAGAGAGAGGCCAUAAAAAAGACUUUUGAUGGAGAACUUUCGAAGUUGUAUGCUUCAUAGGCUAAGGACACUACUAAUCUUUUUACACCUUUUUCCCGUUUUGCAUCGGGCAGGGGUUGAGGUGAGGAGAGGUUUUGUAUUUUUUUGUUGCUAAUCAUCUUUUUUUUCCCAUUUGAAGUUUAUCAUGCAUAGUGAGGCUUAUUUCGUGCAGAUAGUAUGUUGAAUUCACUUUAGUGACAAUGUAAAACGAACUUUAUUAGAUAUUAUUGUUGUAUCAAUUUUCUAUAGAGUUGCUUCC
Cajanus cajan (pigeon pea) is the source of this 2530-nucleotide messenger RNA. RefSeq names its product long chain acyl-CoA synthetase 9 (gene LACS9). Gene Ontology annotation, molecular function: long-chain fatty acid-CoA ligase activity. The record is from RefSeq and is a predicted model, not a curated record. Gene Ontology annotation, cellular component: membrane; endoplasmic reticulum. NCBI's taxonomy places the organism in Eukaryota, Viridiplantae, Streptophyta, Magnoliopsida, Fabales, Fabaceae.